Messenger RNA from Camelus dromedarius (Arabian camel), 3402 nucleotides. RefSeq names its product coiled-coil domain containing 194 (gene CCDC194). The record is from RefSeq and is a predicted model, not a curated record. Lineage: Eukaryota; Metazoa; Chordata; Mammalia; Artiodactyla; Camelidae. Bases 144 to 1157 code for a protein of 337 amino acids. The transcript has 4 exons.
CCCUCACAGCAGGUCACAAAAAGUGUGGCAGCUGGAGCCAGGCUAACUUCAGUUGCUCAUGUAGCCUCGGUUUCUUCAUGAACAGAGUGGGGACAAUAUACACCUAGACCUUCGCAGAGCAUCCUCCUGUGGAAGUGAGUGCUAUGUGCAGAUGUGCUCAUGUGAUUCCCAAUAAACCCAGUAGGGCAGGAGCUGCUGUUGUCUUAACUUCACAGAGAGGGAAACUGAGUCUCAGAGGACAGCACAUGGGAUGCAGAAGCGAGACUGGAACCCAGGACCCCCAAGUCCCGUCCUGGGCUCGAGUAGCCUGGACUUGCCCCUGGCGCAGGUCCAGCCCCUCCCAACAAACUAGAAGCCACCGCCGGGCGGGGCGGAACCGUGGGUGUCCCUGGCUCCCCAAGGUGCCAAUUAAAUGCUCGUGGCCGUCUGGGGUUAGAGCUGUGGACGGCGGCAUGGCCGAGCAGGGGCCGGAGCCGGGACGCGCAUGGCGGGUGUUCGCCCUCUGCGGGGCUGCUGUAUUUCUGGCAGCGGUGGCCGCCGGAGCAGCCCUACUGGCCUGGAAUCUGGCCGCCUCGGCCUCCCGGAAGCCUCUCUGCCCAGAACCAGGGACUAACACCACGGCGCCGCCUGGGGACCCGGCGCCCGAAGUCGAGGAGCUGCGGCGGCGGCUGGCAGAGGCGGCCCAGCGCGAGGAGGCCCUGACCAGGCAGCUGAACCAGGCCGAGAGUGUCCGUGGGCAGCUGGAGGAGGCCCUAAGGGCCUGUGAGGGCCGCCAGAGUCGGCUUCAGACCCAACUGAUGACACUGAAGACUGAGAUGGACGAGGCCAAGGCACAGGGGACCCAGAUGGGGGCUGAGAACGGGGCGCUGACAGAAGCCCUGGCGCGCUGGGAGGCGGCGGCCACCGAGUCUGCGCAACGGCUGGACGAGGCACAGCGGCGCGCGCGCGCGGCCGUGGCCGAGGGUGAAGCCUGCGCAGCCCGGGAGGCGGCGCUGCGCGAACGCGUUAACGCCCUGGAAGCCCAGAUGGGCCCCCAGCGCAGACUGCCACACCCACGGACCCGCUCGGGGUCCCGACCCCGGCCAAGCCCCCGCUCUCGCUCUCGCCCGGGAACAUCGGGAAGCUGCCGGCGACCAGCGCGGCGCGCACGAGGGUGAGUCAGCCCCCAGCAAGACUGGGGCUCCAGGCCAGGAGGACGGACACUGGGGGCCCCGCAGGGACACAUAUAGAGGUGCCCACGCUGGAUGAGAUACCCAGUCUACACCCAGCAGCGCUCAGCUUUUGACCCAGCUGCCGCCCUGAACGGAAAGUGUUCAGAAAGAAGACCCGACCCUCUCUCCCUGACCAUCUAGUGCUUGUUCUACAGACGGAAAAACUGAGGUCCAUUUGGUCACAAGGUGAGACAGUGCAGAGCCAGGGCCUAAGUCCCCUCUAAGGAAAGUUUUGUCCACAUCCCACAGAUAUAAGGACUUAGGGUCCACCCUGGCCCAGGAGUAGGCUGAAAGAAUCACUUCUCUCUGGUCCUCAGUUUACCUUGUCUGUAAUUGUCGGAAUCAUGAGAGCCAGCAGAUCCUGGACACCAAAAGCUGAGAAAGAUGGCACAACAGGAAAACUAUAGACCCCUCUCCCUUUGAGGAGGGUACAAUUCCAAAUGGAAUUUUAGCAGAGAAUCAUGUAACACAUUUUUAAAAUACACCUUAACAUAAAGACAUGUGCCUGAGAUGCAGAGAUGGUUCAGUAUUUGGAAGUCUGUUCAGAAAGUUCACCAUACUGAUGGAUCAAAUGAGAAAAAUUCUGAAGAAUUUAUCAUAAUAGCAACAAUUUCAUGUGAAAUUAUACAGUAUUUGUCUUUCUCUGACUUAUUUCAGUUAACAUAAUACCCUUCAGAAGCAACCAUGUUGUUGAGAAUGGCAAGACUUUUUUGUGGCUUAGUAAUAUUCCGUUGUAUAUGUAUGCUACAUCUUUAUCCACUUGCUGGACACUUAGGUUCUAAUCUCUCAACCUUAAUCUGAUUUUGCCAACUGUUCUGAUAAUGUCCUUUUUAACAAAGAAGUUAUAACAAGGAGUCCUGGUUUACACAUUGUAUUAAUCUGGAAUAUUCCUCAGUCUGUCUUUGCCUUUCAUGAUGUUGGCGUUUAAAAGCCCAGGCUGGUUAUUUUGCCGUGUCUGAGUUUGGGUUUUUGUGAUGAUUCAACCUAAUGAUAUUAUCUGCUGUUGGUAUGACUAUAUAUAGAAAACCCAAGAGAAUUAGUGGAAACUCUCCUAUAUCUUAACAACUCUGUAGAAAAUCUUUUGGAAGAAAAGAAAGAUCCAUUUCAGAUAGUUUUUUUAAUAUCCAGGAAUAAACUACUUUCCUUAGUAUGUAAGGAUCUCUUCUAAAUUAAUUUCUCAAAAAAUAACUCAGUAGAAAAUAGGCAAAGAACAUCGGCAGCCAGUUCAAAGAGACACACAAAAAUGUGCCUAGUCUCGUUCCUCAAGAAGCAAUGCGGACUGAAACUAUAUGGUACCACUUCCUACCCAUUCACAGGGCAAAGAUGAAAAUAAAAACCAAUUAAAAGUUUGUGAAUACACUGUGUUGGCACUGCUGUGGGGAAGCAAGCAAUCCCACACCGUGCUGGUGGGACUGCUCAUGGGUACAACCACUUAGGAGGGCAAUUUUCUAGAAUGUCUCAAAUUAAAAGUGCAUCUACUGUUUGCCCUAUCAAUUCCUCUUCAAGAAUUUUUCUACAGUCAUAUUUAAAUGCAUACAAAAUGAUGGACUAAAUGCAACGGCGAAUCCUGGGUUGGAUCCUGGAACAGAAAAACACUUCGUGAGGAAAUUAAAUAAAGUCUAGAGUUUAGUCCAUAGUAAUAUACUAAGAUUAAUUUCUUAGUUUUGACAAAUGAACCAUGCUAUACAAGAUGUUAACAAUGAAAGUAACUGGGUGAGAGGUAUUCAGAGGCUCUCUGUAUUAUCUCUGCAAAUUUUCUGUAAAUCUAAACUUAUUCCAAAAUAAAAAGUUUACUUUAAAAAAGGAGACAGGAUUAGGGGAGAGAAUGAGGGAAUUCUUGGUAAUUGCAAAAAAAAAAUGGGGCACAAUCUCAAUUUCCACCAGUUGGGAACUAUUUAAACGAGUGUCUGUCCAUCCACACCAUGGAAUAUUAUACACCUGUUAAAAAGACCAAGACAGAUCUUCUCUGAGACUCAUUAAUGUAAAAAGCAGGAGAGCAAUAAUUUGUGUACAUCUUUUAAAAUCUGGCACUGGGGAAAACUUUUAUCCAAGUAUCUCUGAAAGAAACUGGACGCAGCUGUGGCCUCUGGAAAAGGAAUCAGAGAUCUGGGGAUUGGCAGGGGAGGGAGUCUUAUGUUUCUCUGUAUACCUUUUUGUAAAGCUUGCAUUUUAAAAAUCAUGUGCAUGUAUU